AUGACUCCGAAUGGUAAGGAGAAACAUUACUUAUGGGACGAAGACGAAGAAGAAUACGAAGAAGCCAUCGUGGAUUACAUUGAGUCAUUAGAUGCAUCGAUAUCAGAGCCCGAGAAAGCGCUGCGCUUUUCAUUGGUUGAAGAUCCUAUCUGGCAGUUGCGAAUGGUUAUUCCCACGGAAGCGAUCCCGCCUCCACUCAUCCCACCUGGCCCAGGCAGCCAGCCAGCCGAGCCGAAAUGCUCUUAUGACGAGAAGCCCAGCAAGUCUACGAAACCGGACGUUCAGGAGCUUGAGAAAUUAGCGAGGAAAGCCCUCGGCGAUACGAUCCAUCGGCCAAAAAUCUCAACUGUUCAAGCCGGCCUUUUGCUUCUCCAAUACACCGACACCGACUCGGCGGAACUGACAGCUCAAUUAAUCAGCGUUGCUUAUGGUCUUGGACUGCAUCUCGAUGCUUCAAAUUGGAAUAUCCGGGCUGGGAGAAAGAUUUCCCGGAGACCAUCGAAGAUGAUCAAGAAGGUUCAGAAGGGUCGGAUUCUAUUUAGUCACAUGAUUACUCUGUCGGAGAUCCUGGCUGAUAUCCUCGACACUGUUUUCCCAGCAAGAAUAACCAGAGAAAUUGCGACCGCUGGCGCGAACGGCCUUGCCAUUAUCCAAGAGAAUGUCAAACCCGUUCAACUUCGAUUGAAGGAAUGGUUUCAAUCUUUCCAGACUUCACUGAAACCGCAACACCUAUUCAGUCUCUGGUAUUUUGCGUCCCCUCAGAGCUUCGCCUUGGUUGGCGUCUUUGGCACCUUACUCCUCUCUAUAGUAUCAAGCUUAGAGGAUGUAGAAUUCUACCGCAGAAAACUCAGAGAGUAUCGAUGGACACUUGAAAUAAACAGCGAGAAUGAGGCCCGAUACAUGAAACCUGCGAUGGCCCUGCUUGAUGCGAACUUGGGGUUGCUGAAAGAAGCCAGCCAAUUUGAGAAGUGA
This is a messenger RNA of Drepanopeziza brunnea f. sp. 'multigermtubi' MB_m1, 972 nucleotides long. NCBI's taxonomy places the organism in Eukaryota, Fungi, Ascomycota, Leotiomycetes, Helotiales, Drepanopezizaceae. The record is from RefSeq and is a predicted model, not a curated record.